Quercus robur (English oak) is the source of this 2317-nucleotide messenger RNA. RefSeq lists its product as uncharacterized. Lineage: Eukaryota; Viridiplantae; Streptophyta; Magnoliopsida; Fagales; Fagaceae. The record is from RefSeq and is a predicted model, not a curated record. The coding region runs from base 524 to 1717 and encodes 397 amino acids. The transcript is spliced from 6 exons.
UAUACACUCUGGUUGAAGCCUUUUCUAUCUGUCUCUCUGUCUCUCUCUGUCUCUAGUCUCUCCCCAUUUUCUCUCCAUCUGUGCGUGUGCAUUCCUUCACGCCUUAAGCCUUAAGCCUUAUUUCUUCCCUCACACAAAACCCAUUUUUGUGUGUCAUUCAAUUCACAGUGCUGCCUUUUCUUUUUCUUUUUUUGAAUCUUUCUCAUCCAAAUUUUGUUAUUUUUGGCAAUACAGCUGUCUCAGAUUUCUGGGUUUCUCUGAUCUGAUAACUUGAACCCAUCACUGAUUCUGUGUUGGUUUCCUCAAACCGCAAUUGGGUUUUUCUCUGCUGUGGUUGUUUACUGAGAAACUGCAGGAAAAACCCAAGAAAAUUAAUCAAUUUUUUGGCUGAAACUAAAACCUCCAGACAACUAUUAUAUCUGGGUUUAACUGGGUUUUUCAUUUUCUUUUCUGUAAAAGGAAAAGAUUUAGAUUUUUUUCUUUUUCUUUUGUUCUUUGUUUUCCGAGGAAACGAACAGGGGACAUGUUAGGGAAUGGACAGAGGUUUGGGGGUGCACGUGGAGAGAACCGGUUUUACAUUCCAGUGAAAGCAAGAAAGAAUCAGAAUCAUCAGCAAAAACAAGGAAGAAAGGCUAAUAGUAAUACUAAUAAGGCUGAUGACACUAACACCAAAGACCCUUCUAGUAAUUCUCCAUUGCAAAAUCCUCCAUUGGAGCCUGUUACUAACCUUGAUAGGUUCUUGGACUCAACCAAGCCUUUGGUCCCAGCCCAGUUUUUCUCCAAGAAAACAAUGAGGGGGUGGAGUACUUGUGCUGUUGAGUUUCAACCAUACUUCAUGUUGAAUGAUCUUUGGGAAACAUUUAAGGAAUGGAGUGCUUAUGGGGCAGGAGUGCCUUUGGUACUUGAUGAGUGUGAUUCUGUGAUUCAAUAUUAUGUUCCAUACUUAUCUGGUAUCCAAUUGUAUGGUGAACCUGCGGCAAGGUCAAAUGCUAAGCCAAGGCAAGCCCGUGAAGACAGUGACAGUGACUACUACAGGGAUUCAAGUAGUGAUGGAAGCAGCGACUAUGAAAUUGAUAAAGGCAUAAAAACUACUAGGGAACAGCAGAGUUGGCACCAUCUAAGAAGUGAGAUCCCAAUCAGAUUGGACAGAUUGUCUAUAAAUGAUGAACACAGUGCAAGACAAGAAGGAUUUUCUAGCGAUGAUAGUGAAGCAGGAAAUUCUCAGGGUCUGCUGCUCUUUGAGUUUCUUGAGCAGGAUCUCCCUUAUUGUCGUGAACCACUAGCCGACAAGAUAUUAGAUCUUGCAUGCCAGUAUCCUGGACUCAAGACAUUAAGAAGUUGUGAUUUACUACCAGCCAGUUGGAUGUCUGUGGCAUGGUAUCCUAUAUACCGAAUACCUACAGGUCCAACAUUAAAAGAUUUGGAUUCUUGCUUCUUAACAUAUCAUACCCUUUCCACACCCAUGACAGAUAGUGGAAGCACCCACACCCCAAUUGUCAUUUGUCCAAGUGAGAUUGACGAUGUCUCCAAGAUUUCCUUGUCUGCUUUUGGAAUGGCUUCCUAUAAGUUAAAAGGAUCCAUGUGGGCACAACGCGGUAUUGGUGAGUCACAACGGGCAGAUUCGCUUAUGCAGGCUGCAGAUAACUGGCUAAGACUGCAUCAGGUCAACCACCCAGAUUACCAAUUCUUCACUUCACAUGGUACGUACUACAGAUGAAAAUCAGAAAAUGACACGCAGCUGGAUUCUCUGUACUUGCCACAAAUCAUAAAUCUUGUAAGUGACAUGCUGAAACUGGGUCAAAUGCCACUUGAUGGAGUUUAUAUGAUAUAAAUCUCCUGUUACAUGCAAAAGAAACAGAGAAAACAGUGGACUAUCACAAGAUGCUAAACAUUAUAAUGAAGAAAAUAGAAUAAAGACAAAAAAAAAAAGCAUGAAUACUUUGAAAAAGAGAAAAAUUCAAUGGCAUAAGUGAACACAAUAAGCCCCAAGAUAAGUGGAGAAAACAGGCAAGUAAAGAUGAGCACGGAGAUGAUACAUUGCAGAUGAGCAAAAAAUAUUAUACUGCUACAAGUUGAUGGCGCAUAUAUAUACUCCUUUUGUUUGUUCUGACUUUUAGUUUUUUAUGUUACUAUGUGACAACAAAAGAGGUUGUUACAAGGGUUUUUUUUUCUUCUUUUUUUGCCCUUUUUUUAGAGGGAGUUGGUUGAUGUAUAAAAUGGUUAAAUUUGGCUAUCCAGCUCCGUUUGACAAAUUUGACAUAUAUAACAUUUUGAUAAUUAGUAGUGUGAAAGGAAUUAACAGCUGAUAUUUGAAUUA